This is a messenger RNA of Pieris rapae (cabbage white), 1636 nucleotides long. Its product is annotated as UDP-glycosyltransferase UGT5-like. The record is from RefSeq and is a predicted model, not a curated record. Gene Ontology annotation, molecular function: UDP-glycosyltransferase activity. The coding region runs from base 11 to 1552 and encodes 513 amino acids. The transcript has 4 exons. NCBI's taxonomy places the organism in Eukaryota, Metazoa, Arthropoda, Insecta, Lepidoptera, Pieridae.
UACUUUCAUAAUGUUCAGUCCACUCCUUGUUAGUUUUUUGUUUAUAAUAACAGUAUGUGAAUCGGCAAGAAUAUUAGCAAUUUUUCCGACGCCAUCUGUGAGCCACCAGGUAGUAUUUCGGCCUCUUACUCAGGAGCUAGCCAGGCGGGGCCAUCAGGUUACAGUAUUGACGGCGGACCCAGUUUUUAAAAAUGGAACAACUGAAAAUUUAACGGAAAUAGAUGUUCAUGAUAUUUCCUAUAAAUUAUGGAGAGACAACUUUGUGUAUAAGCUAGAAUUUGGACAAAAAAGUACAAUAUAUCCUCAAAUUGAGGCAGCUGUGAAUAUAAUACGUAAACUAACUGUGGUGCAUCUGAAACAUGAAAAAAUUCAAAAAUUGAUGUCGGAUCCUGCAGAAUUUGAUAUUCUAUUGGUGGAAGCGUGGACGACGCCGUCUUUAGUAUAUUCCUAUAUAUUUAAGGCACCGGUUAUUUUAGUGAGCUCCUAUGGGAUGAUGAUCGAAAUUGAUGAGACUUUUGGAAUUCAAUCGCAUCCGAUUUUAUAUCAUUUAGCACUUCAGCAGAGAUUAUAUAAUCUGACGUUUUGGGAGAAACUAGACGAAUUCUACAAAUAUUGGUGGUUUAAAAGGCUAUGGUAUAAUAAAGAAAAUGAGGAAAUUAAUGCUUUUCGUGAAGUUUUGGGUCCGGAUUUACCUGAAUAUUGUGAAUUGAAAAAUAAUGUUGAUAUGUUAUUUUUGAAUAUACACACAAUGUGGAUUGAUAAUCAACCUUUGCCAGCAAAUGUUAUAUCUAUUUGGGGUAUUCAUAAAAAGCCUGAGAAAUCGUUACCAAAAGAUCUUGAGACAUAUCUGGACUCUUCGAAACAUGGCGUGAUCUACAUUAGCUUCGGAACUAAUGCUCCUUCGACAACUUUACCACAAGAAUUUAUACAAACAUUAAUAAGAGUAUUUUCCACACUUCCCUAUGAUGUUUUGUGGAAGUGGGAAGCAGAUGAAAUGCCAGGAAAAUCGACUAAUAUUAAAAUAUCAAAAUGGCUUCCACAAUCAGACCUACUGAGGCAUAAAAAUGUUAAGCUGUUUGUCACUCAAGGCGGUCUCCAAUCAACGGAUGAAGCCAUAACUGCUGGGGUACCUCUCAUAGGUAUACCUAUGCUUGGAGAUCAAUGGUACAAUGUUGAAAAAUUUGAGAAACACAGAAUUGGUGUUCGACUUGAUAUGGAAACAAUAACUGAAGGUGUUUUUAGUGCAGCGAUUAAAACCGUAAUAAACGAUCCAAGUUUUAAAGAGAACAUUAUAAGACUUCGAAGCAUCAUGGCUGAUCAGCCUGUGAGUGCAUUAGAUCGAGCCGUUUGGUGGACGGAAUAUGUUUUAAGACAUAAGGGGGCGAAACAUCUCCGAGCGGCCGGGGCAAAUAUGUCCAGGAUGCAAUAUUAUGAAAUCGAAUUUAUAUUUAAAUUAUUUAUAAUGAUUGCAAUCGGUUUUAUCAUUAUGAUAGGACUAUUGUAUCUGUGUAUGCAAAAAGUUGUAUUCUCCAAGAAGGUUAAAAUAGCUUAGUAUAAUUAUACGUUAUUACGUAUAAUUGAUAAAAUAUAAAUAAUAACUAUACUAUUUAAUUGCAUUUAAAUACUAUAGUGUCUA